Molecule: messenger RNA, 7441 nt
Organism: Drosophila albomicans
Lineage: Eukaryota; Metazoa; Arthropoda; Insecta; Diptera; Drosophilidae
Gene: ldd
Product: phospholipid-transporting ATPase ABCA1
Exons: 14
Coding region: 729-6734 (2001 amino acids)
Biological process (GO): lipid transport; transmembrane transport
Cellular component (GO): intracellular membrane-bounded organelle; membrane
Molecular function (GO): lipid carrier activity; ATP hydrolysis activity; ABC-type transporter activity
Source: RefSeq, a predicted model, not a curated record
GUUCAGUUGCGGCCAGCGUUGUCAACGGACGUCUCUUCAAAAAGCUUUCGAUAGCGCGAGCUUACGAAAAACAAAAACACAAACAGCAGCAAAAAAACAAAAGACGAAAGACCAAAAACAAACGCAAGCGCAAGCGCAACGGCUAAAAGCACAAAAAGAAGAAGAAGCUCACGACGCAGCAGCAGUCGCGCAGUAGCAGCAGCAGCAACGGCACCAGACCAGUAGAAGAAGUGAACAGAAGAGAUGCAAAUGCAAAGUAAACAACGCUGAAGAACAACAACAAAACUACUGUGCGUGUCCGUAUGUGCGUGUGUCACUUCGUUCGCGCGUGUUGUCUGUGUGUGUGUGUGUGCGUGUAACGAAAGUAAAAAUUGAUGCCCGAAAAGCGAAAUUACCAAUAACCGAAAUACCAUUAAAAGCAAACUAAACAAAAGCAAUAACAACAAAAAGUAAGAAGCAACAGAGGAAGAAGAAGAAGCAACAGCAGUGGCAGCAACAAGCCAAAAAUCGUGUGGCAUAUUUUUUUUUGUAUUUUUGUUUUUGUGUGUCAUUUUGUGCAAAGUGCUAAAAAGUGAAUUUGAAAUAUCAAAUCGGCGCCGCAGCAGCAACAACAACAACAACAACAGCAGCAACAGGUGGGCAACAACAACAUGGCUAAUUAAUUGCCUGCAAACAGAAAUCGUGUUGCAUGCCGAAGCUUAUUGAAGUUGAUCAUUAUCACGAUCACGAUGUCCUUUGCGAGGAGCGAGGUGAGGGCAUUGCUGCGCAAGGAUCUGCUCGCGCUGUGGCGUCAAAAGGGUUUAACUCUGACGCUGCUGUUAUUUCCGGUCCUCAUCUUUAUGCUGCUCUACAUCAUCCGGCUCAAGUAUGACUCGCAACCGAUCGACGCUUGUCAGUUUCCCACUCGCCUCCUCCCCACCAAAAAUCAAGUGGUGCCCAGCGCAUUUUCCUACAUCUGCAGUCUGGAGAACAAGUGCCUGAAGACCGAACCCUACGAGGAGUACUCCAAAUGGCAAGAAGCGCCUUUGCACUCUGUGAUCGAGGUGAUCAAUGUUUUUGUGACCGACGAUCGAUUGUACAAUGCGGUCAUCGAGCUGCCCGAGAAGGCGAACUUUGUCAGCGCUGUGACAACUCUGGUAACGAGCAGCCACUUUGACAUCAUCAGCAGCAACAUUAGUCAGAUUGUUUCGCUGGUGCCACGCAUCGAACGCUUGAUGAACUACAGCUUCGAUAUCACAAAACUCUUUUCAAAUCGUGAGACUUUUGUCAAGUUUGGCAUCUUGCUUUGCGGACAUCCGUUCCCCAGCACGGAAAGCAUUCCGCUGGUCAACGAUAUACUCUACUCCGAGGACUUUAGCGAGGUCAACGAUGACGAGUUGCGUGCCAUGCCAACUAAGUAUUGCAAGCGUUUAUACCUGGAUGUGACAUCGACCAAUCAGGGCAAGCUCACUUGGAAUGUGCUCAAGCCGAUCAUACAGGGCAAGAUCUUGUACACGCCGCCCAAUGCGGAUACCGAAAGCAUUGUGAAGUUUACCAACGCUACGUUUGAGGAACUGCAGCGUGUUCAGAAAUUGGGCCAUGCGGCGGCCGAGAUCUUGAAUAAACUGCACACGAAUGCAACCUUCCAGGAGGCCUUCGAGGGGCUGCUGAAGCUGGCGCGAUCGCCGCUCGUCAAGAGCCUGGUGGGCGACGAGUUCGACAUCGAUGAGAUCGAGCGGAUUAUGAACUAUGUGCGGACCAAUAAGCUGAUACAUCAGAUACUCAACACGAUCAGCGAUCUGCUCGAGUGUCUCUCUGUCGAUCGUUUCGAGGCGGUGUCGAGUGUGCAGCAACUGCAGCAUCGCGCUUAUGAACUGAAUCAGGAGCGUCUCUUUCUGGCUGCGCUCAACUUUGAGAAUGUGUCAGACAAUGAGAUUAGCUACAAAAUUCAUAUGGACACGGAGAAUACGCAGCCAACGUUUGAGAAUAAGAAUCGGUUCUGGUUCCCAGGACCAGCGGGCAGCAUGCUUGUCGAUCUCAAGUAUCAUCGUGGCUUUGUGCAGCUGAAGCAGCUCGUCGAUCUCGGCAUCAUCAAGCACAAGCGUCAACAAUUGGGACCAAUUGAGUCGGAGCAAGAGUCCGAAGCGGAGGCAGCGGCACGUCCUCGGGUCACAGUGCAAAGUGUGGACGAUGAUCUCUUCGAUGACGAUGAUGAUGAUGAUUUUGGUUUCGAUUCGAAACCAGCGGAAACUACAACCGUAAAUGCUUUAGCGGAGGCAACGACAACAAUGCCACAACUAGAUGAAGAGAAGGAAGAUAGCGUAGCAGAGACAACCACUUCGACAGAGCAAGUUGAUGUUGGUACCACAAUCAAACCGGAUAUUUUGGUGCUCUCCGACAGCGAGUUGCCGGAUGUCCGCAGCGAUCGUGUGAAGCGAGCUGGACUCCUCGAUCUGCUGAGCAGCUUUGGCGGCGAUUCCCCCGAGGCCAAGACCAUCAAAUUCGAUGUCGAUGACAUGCAAUUCUACACCAAACAGUUUCCCUAUCCCGCCUAUGCCAAGGAUGACUUUAAGCGUGGUCUCUAUCUCUCGCAGGCGGUGCAAGUGGCCUAUUGCCUCGGUCUCGUUAUUGUCGUUGCCAUUUGUGUGCGCGAACGCAUUUGGAUGCGAGAGAGUCGUAAUAGCAUGCUGAUGCGUUCCAUGGGCCUGCGAGCACACUCCGAGCUGAUUGCCUGGUCUCUGAUGAGUUUCAUGGAGCUGUUUGUGAUCUUUGUGCUGAUCAGCUUGGUGCUCUACUCUGGUGGAAUUCUCGCCUAUACCAAUUGGUUCUUUAUGAUGUUCUAUUGCCUAGUCUUUGGCGCUUGUCUCAUAUCAUUCUGUUAUAUGUGCUCCAACUUCUUUGUAUCUGCUAACAUUGGUGCAGUGGCUGCCGCUUUGCUGUUCUUCAUCACAUUGUGUCCAUACAUUAUUGUGCUGCUUUUCGAUGCCAAGCUGAAUCUCUUUGAAAGUUUUCUCGUUGAUCUCUCCUUAACAACGGCCUUCGCCAAGGGCUGGAGUGAACUGAUGCGCAUGGAGUUGCAACAGCAGGGCUUGGGAGUCGGUCAUCUCUUUCAGCUUGGUCCAGCUCGCAGUGAAUGCGCUUUGUCCUUGCUGAUGUUCGUGCUCAAUAUGUUCAUCUAUGCGGCUAUUGGAGAUACCUAUCAGCGCUACAAGAAGAACAAUUACAGAUUUGUGCGCGUCACUCGAGCUCAACUGGACGCCAAGUUGGGCGCCUCGCUGCGAAGCGUGACCAAGAUGUAUGGCAACAAGUUCGCGGUGUCGAAUCUCAGCCUGGACUUUGCACGCAACCAGGUCAGCUGCCUGCUGGGCAGAAACGGAGCGGGCAAAAGCACGCUGAUCAAACUGCUCACGGGUCAAACGGUGCAGACGACGGGUCAAGUGCUGCUCGCUGGUGAGCACAAUGUGGGCGUCUGUUGGCAGGAUAACAUCCUGAUUCCAACGCUGACGGCACGCGAACAUCUCGAGAUGUAUGCCCAGCUGAAGCUCGAGGCAGCUGGCAGCGCGCAGGAAAGCGAUCUGCAGCAGAAACUGUCGACAGCGGAUCAGGAAGUGCGACGAACGCUGCAGAGUCUCAAUUUUGGAAAAUACGAGAACUAUUUUGCCCAUCAGCUGUCGGGCGGCUAUAAACGACGUCUCUGUGUCGCGAUUGCAUUCAUUGCCUCGCCAAGUGUCGUCAUCCUCGAUGAGCCGUGCAACGGCGUCGAUGCCAAGGCCCGCAAGGAUAUCUGGCUGCUGAUCGAGCAGCUGCGCCAAGGACGCGCCGUCAUCUUUGCCACACACUUCCUUGAUGAAGCCAAGUACUUGAGCGAUGCGCUCUUCAUCAUGCAGAACGGCCGCAUUGUGGCGCAGCACAGUCGGGACUCGUUGCAGCGCCUCUGCACCUCGGACUACAGCAUUGAGAUGCGUUGUCACGAUGCCAGCGCCUCGUCCGCCAUUGUGGAGCAGGCUCGACAGCUGCUCAAGGAUUGUCAAGUGCUGCCCAGUUCGAGCCAGCAAUCAGGAGCUCAACAGUUGAUCAUCAGCGCUAGUUAUGCCCAGAAUCUGACUCCGAGUGCUGUGAGAUUCUUGGAACAGUUGCAGGCACAGGAAUUGUCGGGCAACAUAAGUGAGCUGUCGUUGAACAGCAGUUCGAGUCUGGAACAGGAGUUCGAGCAAUUGAAUCGCAGCAUUGAAGCACACACUUCAACAAAUACACAACUGAACAGCAACAGCAACAGCAGCAGCAACAACAACACAAUUGUCACGGGUCCCGCCGAUGUGACUGAGCAAGCGCCCAGCAGCUGGUCACAAUUCGUGCUGCUCAUGGGAAAGAGACGUCGUCAUCUUUGCCGCAACUAUCGCCUGCUGCUCUACGUGCUGCUGUUGCCGGCGAUCUUUGAGCUGUUUGCCAUGUGGUUCGUUAGCUAUCGCCUCGAGGAUGACUUCGAUACCGUGUUGCCCCUCACACGUGCCCUCUAUCCGCACUCCACACAACUUCUGAGUCGCCAGCGACUUGGCAAGUUCGGCGAACCGCUCUACGAACAUCUGCGCAGCGACUGCGACUCGAGCUUCGAGUGCAACGAGUUCAACAACUCGCGUCAGGCAUUCUACUGGGUACUCAAUAGUCUCGACGAGUAUCGAGAACGUCGCUAUGGCGGCUACUCGCUGAAUGGCAGCGGCGCUACGGUCUGGUAUAAUAACAAGGGGUAUCAUGCGAUGCUCGCCUGGUUGAACGAUCUCAAUGCGCACAUUUUGCGCACAACUCUCAACAGCAGCGACUUUGAGUUGCGCACCUUCAACGAACCGUGGAAACUAGGAUUUGCCGAGCUAAGCACGAGUUCGGUGCUGCGUCAGGCUGGCGACUCCUGCAUGGUCUUCAUUCUGCUCAUCGCCUUUGGUCUCGUUGUUGCUGCUGGCUCCGUUUAUCUCGUCAACGAGCGCGUCAAUGGCGAGAAGCUGCAGCAGCGACUCAGCGGAGUGAGUGCCAUCACCUAUUGGCUGGUCGCCUUCGUCUGGGACUAUCUGAUCAUGGUGCUCGCUCUGAUCGUCUGUCUGGCCAUUGUCUUCAUCUUCAACAUGCCCGUGUUCGUCGAUCGACAGCAGCUCGCUGGAAUUGUCGUGCUCUCGCUGAUGUUCAGCUUCGCCUGCGUGCCAGCCGUGCAUGUGAUAGAGAAGAUCUUCAGCGACUCAAGCAUCGCGAUCGUUUCGAUCUUCUGCGCCAACAUCAUCAUUCCGCUGGUUACCAUGGGCAUUAUUCUCAUCCUAGGCGUGGUGGCCGAGGGCAGUGACUGGGACAGCUUGCGCCAUGGGCUGAACAGCGCUUUCCUCGUCUUUCCACAGCACGCGUUGGGCGAUGGACUGCUCGAGUUGUGCAAGAACUAUAUGGUGGCGAUCGUCUUCAAGCGCUAUGACAUCGAUUCCUACAAGCAUCCGCUGGCCAGCGAUCUGUUGCAGCGUCAUUACACCGCGCUGGCUGUGGUGGGCGUGAUUGGCCUUGUGCUCAACGUGCUGAUUGAGUGUCAUGUGCUGACGCGUUGGUGGCAACAGCUUAGCAGCCAGCUCGACUGUCAGUAUCGCAAAGAACUACAACGUCUUGGCCAACUGAAGAUGGUCAAUAUCCAGAGUAUCUACAAGAGCUGUGUGGGCGCCAAUGAGGCGCUGCGUGUCGACAAUCUGUGGCAUGCCUACCGCCGUGGACGCUACGCAGUGCGGCACGUCAAUUUUGGCGUGCAACACGGCGAAUGCUUUGGGCUGCUGGGCAAAAAUGGCGCUGGCAAAUCGACCAUCUUCAAGCUGCUGACGAAACAGCUGCUGCCCGACAUGGGACACAUUCACUUUGAGCACCCCAGCCUCUCGUACUGCCCACAGACGAAUCCCUUGGACCCACUCCUUACCGUGGCAGAGUGCAUCCGUAUCUAUGGGCAGCUGCGAGGCGUCAAACAGCUGGAUGAGCUGCUGGAGCGCAUACUCGAGACGUACGAGCUACGCAGCUACCGCGACAUCCAGGUGAAGCGACUGAGUGGCGGCAAUCGACGCAAGUUGACGGUGGCGAUCACAUGCUGCGGCUACACACCGACGGUGCUGAUGGAUGAGCCAACGAGUGACAUGGAUCCGGUGACGCGCUCGUUUGUCUAUCGCACCAUCGAACAGCUGCUCGGAGCGCGUCGCGCUGUGCUGCUGACAUCGCAUUCGAUCUCCGAGAUUGAGCAUUUGUGCCAACACGUUGCGGUGCUCAAGGAUGGCCAAAUCGUGGCCAGCAAUACGCCCGCACAGCUGAAGGCGCAGCACGGUGGCUACUAUGCGAUCAGUUGCUUCUGUGCGCCCAUCCAACAGGCGGCGAUUGCGAAGAUGUUGCCACAACGUUUGCCCGGCGCCAUGGAGUUGCAGCACUAUGCGCACAGCUUGCGGUUUCUGGUCAAGGUGCGGCAGGCGGGAUCCACGCAUCCGCAUGGGCAUCAACCAACGCUCUCAGAGCUCUUCGAUGUGGUGCGCGAGAUGUCGAACAGCUUGGAGCUGCCGGCGCACUUUGCCAUCGGUCGGUGUCGCUUCGAGGCGGUAUUCGAGCGCAUCCUCGACAGCUGUGAGGCAGCAACUGCGGCAACAUCGGUGGCAACAACGAAUGGCAACCAUCAAGAUCUGCCCAGCAAAUCGCCGGCUGUCAGCGGCACCUUGGAGACGGGCUACACUCACUGCGGCUACGAGGAGACCUCCACUUAGUUUUCUUUUUCUUUCAAUCAACUCUAUUUUUUACUGUAUAGACAAGAUACGUUUUUUUUUUUUUUUUUUUUGCUGUCGAUGUGUGUGAUAAGAUAGAACGCUUCAGGCCAGUGAUAAGUUUAUGUCAAUCUCUCUCUCUCUCUCUCUCUCUUUAUUUUUCUCUUGGGUGUUCUGUUAGCUGUAAUCUUGAAUUUCGGGUUUUUACAUGUUAGACGAAUUUAGAGCUUUAAAACGAAAUAUUAGCUUAAUAUAAGUCAUUCUGUAUGUCGCCGGCAAGUGCAAUGCAAAAAGAAAACGUAAAUGAAAAAACAAUCAUCAAUUUAGCUCUCAACUUAUGCAUAGCAUUUUAAACAACACUUAACUAUUUGUAUCCAUGGAGUAUCGAGCACAAAAUGAGUUCACUGAAUGCAUUUCUUUCUGUUUUGUUUUUUUUUUUAUUAUUUAGUUUGAUUUUUAUGCUAUGGACGAUUAUCUCUCUUCCCAAGUAUAAAGCACUCAUAUUUGCUGCUUUUAUACUAUGGAAGAUUUGAUGGAAUUAUAAGUAAUAAUGCUGUUUGGGGAGUUAAGUAUAAUCAUAUAUAAAUCUUCGGAUUAAUUACUUUGAUAUCGUUAUUGCCUAAGGGAGUAUUAGUUUAACUAAAUACGUAUUUCAAACAAAUUGUAAUCAUAAUUGAUGUAAUAAAUUACUUGAAUUGAGCUUCAUAUGC